CCUGCCUUUUCCGUUCAGGACCCACUGCCCACAGGACCUGUGGCCCACCACUGCUUCCUCUCACUUGACCCCUCUUCUUCUACCUUCUGUUUCCCCUCCUGAUACAAUGGACCCAAACGCCAUCAAGGAGGAGCUGCGCCUGUUUCAGAGCACACUGCUCCAGGACGGACUGAAGGAGCUGCUGAAUGAGAACAAGUUUGUGGACUGCACUCUGAAAGUGGGCGACCGCAGCUUCCCCUGCCAUCGGCUGAUCAUGGCGGCCUGCAGUCCCUACUUCAGAGAGAUCUUCUUCACUGAAGAUGGGAAGGAGGUGGAGAACACCAAAGAGGUGGUCCUGGAGGACGUCAACCCAUCCAUCCUGGACAUGAUCGUGCAGUAUCUCUACUCCGCUGAGAUCGACCUGACUGACGACAAUGUGCAAGACAUCAUAGCGGUGGCUAAUAGGUUCCAGAUCCCAUCAGUCUUCACCGUCUGUGUCAACUAUCUUCAGAAGAGGCUCUCCGCAUCCAACUGCAUGGCCAUCUUCAGGCUAGGCCUGGUCCUUAACUGUCCCAGGCUGGCAGUGGCUGGCCGAAACUUCAUCGCAGACCGCUUUGAGCUGCUCCACAAAGACGAGGAGUUCCUCAAGCUCGCGGCCCAUGAGCUGUUCGCCAUCAUCGGAGGGGACUCCCUCAACGUGGAGAAGGAGGAGCUGGUGUUUGAGGCGGUCAUGAAAUGGGUUCGCUACGACAAGGACAAGCGCAUCAAGCUCCUGAAGGAUGCGUUUGACUGCGUCCGCUUCCGCCUGCUGCCAGAGAAGUACUUCAAGGAACGAGUGGAGACCGAUGACAUCAUCAAGUCGGAUCCAGAGCUUCAAAAGACCAUCCAAGUUGUCAGGGACGCCUUCAAGGGCAAGCUGCCAGAGAAACCUCCAAAAAAGGAGGGCGAGGAGGACAAGGAAGGAGACGGCUUAUUCCCCGGCUGCCUGAAUGACAACCGCAGACAUGGCAUGUACACGCGCGACUUUAUCCUGAUGAUCAAUGACACGGCAGCGGUGGCUUAUGACGCCAACGAGAACGAGUGCUUCCUGGCCGCCAUGUCUGAGCAAGUGCCACGGAACCAUGUCAGCAUGGCGUCCCAGAAAAACCAGCUCUACAUCAUCGGAGGACUCUUUGUGGACGAGGAGAACAAAGACACGCCGCUGCAGUGCUACUUCUAUCAGUUGGACCCUCUUACCUCUGACUGGAUUGCCUUGCCUCCCAUGCCGUCUCCAAGAUGCCUCUUCAACAUCGGGGAGAGUGAAAACCUCCUGUUUGCGGUUGCUGGAAAGGACCUGCAGACCAACGAGUCACUGGACACCGUCAUGUGCUUCGAUACCGAGAAGUUGAAGUGGAGCGAGACCAAAAAGCUUCCUCUUAAGAUCCAUGGACAUGCUGUGGUCUCCCACAAGGGCCUCAUCUACUGCAUUGGAGGAAAGACAGAUGACAACAAAGCUCUCAACAAGAUGUUUGUGUACAACCACAAGCAGGCUGAGUGGAGGGAGCUGGCGGCCAUGAAGACGCCCAGGUCCAUGUUCGCCGCCGCCGUUCACAACGGCAAGAUCAUCGUGGCAGGAGGUGUCAAUGAGGACGGGCUCAGUGCUUCCUGCGAAAUCUACGACUUUGCCACCAACAAGUGGGAGCCUUUUGCUGAGUUUCCUCAAGAGAGGAGCUCUGUCAAUUUGGUCAGCACGGCGGGAGCCCUGUACGCUGUUGGAGGCUUCACCAUGGUGGAGACGGAGAACAAGGAGGUGGCACCAACAGAGGUCACCGACGUGUGGCAGUAUGAAAGUGACAAGAAGCAGUGGAGCGGCAUGCUGAGAGAGAUGCGCUACGCCGCGGGCUCCUCCUGCGUCUCCAUGCGCCUCAACGCUGCCAGGAUGCCAAAGUUGUAGACCCUGCUGUACCUGCUUUGACAAUCAACUCCCUCAAUUCAUCUCUGCACCAGAAACAACCUUUAAAGACUGCGUCGUCCUCCCACACGCAUUUAGAUUUCGGAAGCUGCUUACAUAGUUUCUAAUUUUCUUUUGUAAAAUAAACAUUUUUAAUCUUCCGCUCCUUUGACGCUCGGUUGCAAACCUCAGUGCUUUCAUCGUGGUCAGACA
This is a messenger RNA of Synchiropus splendidus (mandarinfish), 2122 nucleotides long. RefSeq names its product kelch-like family member 41b (gene klhl41b). NCBI's taxonomy places the organism in Eukaryota, Metazoa, Chordata, Actinopteri, Syngnathiformes, Callionymidae. The record is from RefSeq and is a predicted model, not a curated record. Bases 107 to 1912 code for a protein of 601 amino acids. Gene Ontology annotation, molecular function: protein binding. The transcript is spliced from 6 exons.